AUACAAGGGCGCUUAUCCGUUUGGUUAGCAAACCAUAAGCUGCCUCAUAGACCGUUAGGUUUUGAUUAUCAAGGUGUAGAAAUUUUACAAAUUAGAUCAGAAGAUUGGCUUUCUAUAGCGGUUGCUUUAUAUGUUUAUGGUUUUAAUUAUCUUCGUUCUCAAUGUGCAUAUGAUGUAGCACCUGGAGGACUUUUAGCUAGUGUAUAUCAUUUUACAAAAAUAGAAGAUAAUGUAGAUCAACCUGAAGAAAUAUGUAUAAAAAUUUUUGUAUCAAGACAAAAACCUAAAAUACCAUCUGUUUUUUGGAUUUGGAAAAGCGCUGAUUUUCAAGAACGGGAAUCUUAUGAUAUGUUAGGGAUUUCUUAUGAAAAUCAUCCACGUCUUAAACGUAUUUUAAUGCCUGAUACUUGGAUUGGUUGGCCUUUACGUAAAGACUAUAUUGUACCUGAUUUUUACGAGUUACAAGAUGCUUACUAA
Messenger RNA from Physcomitrium patens, 477 nucleotides. Lineage: Eukaryota; Viridiplantae; Streptophyta; Bryopsida; Funariales; Funariaceae. The record is from the annotation of a RefSeq genome assembly.